AUGGCGCAAGUUCUCCAAAUAAACACUAAUAGAAGUGGUCCUGCGCAGCAUCUNGCCACGCACAUGAUGAGGGAGAGAAAGACAGCCAUUAUGGCUGUAUCAAAGCCAUGGCGCGUUCCGGAUUCUCCGACGUGGGCCGGGGAUUUGGACGGCCUCGCUGCCAUCACCUGGAUCCCUGGUUUUGGGAGCAUGGCCGUGCAGCAAGUGGUGGACAAAGGCCACGGAUACGUGGCGGUUAAAUGGGGGAACAUAACGCUCUACAGUUGUUAUUUCUCCCCCAACUCUUUGUUAGAAGAGUUUGAGGUUUCGCUGGAAGCUCUCAGCGACAGCAUACGGCGAGCGGGUGAAGACCCCGUUCUCGUGCUGGGAGAUUUUAAUGCCCGAUCGAUAUCCUGGGGCUCCUCCCGCCCGAAUCGCAGGGACCAGAUGGUGGAGCAAUGGGCCGCGGCACACGAGCUGCGCAUUUUAAAUACUGGACGGGGAGCAACUUGUGUGCGCUCCCAGGGCAGAUCUAUUGUGGAUUUGUCCUGGGGUUCUCCGACCGUGUACUCAUUAAUAUCAGGGUGGCGCGUGUUACCGGCAGAAUCGUUAUCGNACCACCGAUACAUAACGUUCGGCGUACGUACGGGAGACGACGAAGCCGCAUGGCUCACCCGCGUCAUAACUGAUGCUUGUGACGUGUCCAUGCCAAGAAUUCGAGGUGUGGCUGGAAGAAAAUCCGCAUACUGGUGGACACCGCAAUUGGCCAGGAUGCGGUCUACAUGCCUCCUGUGGCGAAGGCGGUACACGCGUGCACGGCAACGCGGACGAAUUGGAACUGAGGCCCUGGAAGCCCUGCGCAUAUCGCUGAGAGAGGCUCAGCGCGAGUUUCGGUGCGCUAUUCUGGCGGCGAAAAAGACGGCAUGGGCUGGUCUUAUGACUACCCUGAAUAACGAUCCGUGGGGCACUCUAUACCGGAUUGUUCUGUCCCGCUUGCGAGCGGCUGGUCCCUCUAUAACUGAGACUCUAGAGGUAGAAAAGGUUCUGGAAGCUGUGAGCGACUUGUUCCCGGUGCGGGAGGUCGCGGGUAACGAACCUCGGGACCAGAUUCCAUGGAACCCGGAAUUUAAUAUCACCGCUGCCGAGAUGACAGCGGCCCUUAAGAGGAUAGCCAGUCGCC
Pseudomyrmex gracilis is the source of this 1159-nucleotide messenger RNA. RefSeq lists its product as uncharacterized. The record is from RefSeq and is a predicted model, not a curated record. Lineage: Eukaryota; Metazoa; Arthropoda; Insecta; Hymenoptera; Formicidae. The transcript is spliced from 2 exons. The annotation marks the transcript as partial. Gene Ontology annotation, molecular function: catalytic activity.